Molecule: messenger RNA, 3708 nt
Organism: Sebastes umbrosus (honeycomb rockfish)
Lineage: Eukaryota; Metazoa; Chordata; Actinopteri; Perciformes; Sebastidae
Gene: asb15b
Product: ankyrin repeat and SOCS box containing 15b
Exons: 13
Coding region: 1208-2962 (584 amino acids)
Biological process (GO): intracellular signal transduction
Cellular component (GO): cytoplasm
Molecular function (GO): protein binding
Source: RefSeq, a predicted model, not a curated record
UGUUUAGAAAGUGAAAAUAAGAUGAUGAGAGGUCUUUGUUAAUGUUGGACGGUUUUGUUGGGGCCCCCAAACUAUCUUUGCUUUAUUAUUUCAUUAUUAUAAUCUAAUUUAUUUUCAUUAUUUUGUCAAAGUUUUGGCUUAUUUACUCAAAUACACUUUUGCUGAGUGAGUGUGCAGAAAGCACAGUGCAUAAUAUUCUAAUGACAUACUGAUGAAGUAAAAGCCAAUAUCCUUUGAUUUCCAUUAUCAAAUCAAUAACAGUCACAAAGGAAAAUAAAAGUGUGAUGUGUUAGAAAUUAUUAUUAACCUUUUACACAACUGUGGGAACAAAACACAAAAGUAAGACUAUUUUUUUUACAUGUAAUGCGAGUACAUUAUAGGUAGGUAGUGUCUUGUGUUUACAUGUGACCAGAUGACCUCGCUUGAAUGAAGUCACAGCGGGCUAAUCAGGGAAAACUUUGUACACAGGAGUUGGAAGUGAAAACACAACUGGCACUUUAUGAGCUGAGUCAGGUUGUCUAGAGCAGAUCACAUCUAAAUAUAACCCAGAGUGCUUACAGUGUAGGACCCUACUAAACAACAGCACACAGACUGCAAGCUGGAGCGCACAAAGGCACACAGUCAGAUCAACAGGUGAGACGGGUUGAUACGACUAACAACUUUAUUUUGCGGUGUCGUCUCAGAUGUGACAGAUUUAUACUAAAGUACUCACAUAUAGUAUGACACCAUUCCAAGCAGGGCCUUGGAAUGGUGCUCAUAAACACGUUGGAUGCCGAGAACAAAGCACAGACAGAUGUGACUUUAACGCGUUAUAAGUUUCUAGCACAUCGCUUAAAGAGGACUUGUUAUGCUUUUGCGCUUUUUCCUUUUCCUUUAGUGUGUUAUAUAGUUUUUUUUGUGCAUGUAAAAAUAUUUUUUUCGUAACGCGGUGAUGUCACCAAGUAACACAUUUGCAUAAUAGCCGCCUAGCGGAGAGUUUGGCUCGGUUGGUUGUAUAUAAAUGACGUCAGUCACGUUUUCAUGAGUCAGCUAUCAGAAAGAUGUCUACGGAGCGCAAUCGUUUUUUGACCGAGUUAAAUAUGUGUUUGUACUGUUUACUGGGAGAUGUGUUUAAUUUGAGUCAAGCUUGUUUCUUCUUGUGGACAUACAAAGUUUUGAUUUUUGGUCAGACGACGCUACAAUCCUCAUUGUGUCCUGUGAUAUAGAAAUGGAUGACUUUGAUCAAGAGGGCAUAAACGAGGAAUUUAUCGAGUUUGCCAUUCGAGAGAGCAUUCAAGACGCCCACAAGCUGUCAUGUUUGAUACAAACAAACAGAAAGGAAUCAAACAGUGAUGACCUUAUGAAGAUAAUGGUAGCCAUUCACAAUGGUGAUGUGUCUGCGCUGCAGGAGCUGUCAGGUUGUGUGUCUGCCUUCAGAGAGAGCGACAGCAGGGGCCGGCUGCCUCUGCACGCUGCAGCUGUGCAGCCACAGCCAGAGAUCCUCUGUGAGGUGCUGCAGGCAUUGACAUCCGCAGACAUGACCCUGGAGGAGCAGACAGUGGAUGGGGACACGGCUCUGACUCUGGCUGCGGAGGCCGGCCUGGUGGAAAACGUCAGGAUGCUGCUGCAGCACGGAGCUUCACCUCACAACACCAACAGCAGGAACGAGUACCCUCUGCUGAUCGCAGUGAGACAGAGAUCAUACGACAUGGUCGUAUCCCUCGUCAUGGGCGGGGCCUUUGUGGAGCAGGUGUGUCUCACUAAGUGGACGGUCACACAUGAAGCUGCGAAGGUGGGUUGUCCGGAUAUUCUGAUGCUGCUGCUUCGACACGGAGCCAAAGUAACCGCCAGAGCCGGGCAUGGGGUGACUCCUCUGGGGGUCGCAGCUGAAUAUGGCAACAGUGCAGCUUUGGAGAUACUCAUACAGGAAGGGGGUGACGUGUGUGCCCAGGCCAGCAACGGGGACACAGUCCUGUAUGAUGCAUCUGGAUCUGGAAACCUGGACUGUGUCGAGCUGCUCCUGGAGCACGGUGCCAACCCAAACGUGGCCAGCUACGCCUGCCAGCUGCCCAUCCACAGAGCUGCAUAUGAGGGACACAUACUAGUCCUGAGGACUCUCAUCCCCAUCACCGCAAAGAGAGCUAUCCAUCUCUCAGGCCAGGACCCCGUCCACUCAGCAGCUGAUGGGGGACAGGUCGAGUGUCUGGAGCUGCUUCUGGAGAAAGGAUAUGAUGUCAACGCCUUGCUCGGCACACACAUCUCUGAGAACUACGGGGACCUGAGGAAGACUCCUCUGUAUUUUGCUGUUUCCAACGGUGACGUAACCUGUGCAGAGAGGUUGCUAGCAGCUGGAGCGAGCACUGAGCUGGACCCGCUACGAUGCAUCCUGGUCGCUAUACGUGCUGAGAGGCAUGAGCUGGUGCAGCUGUUGCUGUCCUACGGAGCAGAGGUGAAUUGUUACUUCAGAGCGCUCACCAACACAUUGUUCCCCACCGCCCUGCAGUACGGCCUGAGGGACCGCGUCAUGCUGCGACUGCUGCUCAACAGUGGAUAUCAAGCUUACAGGUGCUUCCAUUGUUGCCAUGGUAACGGUGAAGAAAUUGAUAGUACCUGGGCUGACCUCCAUAACCAAGCCUUCCAGAUUUACAGUCAAACUGACGUCAUCCCAUUCUGUGAGUUUGUAUCGGUGACGUGGUUCACGCAUCUGAUCGGCGGCAUUGUAAGGAUGCUCCUGGACUACGUCAACCACGUCAACAUCUGUCCCGUCCUCAAACAUGCCCUGGAGAAGACGCCUGAGUGGGAUGAGAUUUCUGACAUACUGAGCAAGCCACGCUCUCUGCAGCAUUUGUGUCGACUGGUAAUCCGAGGUCACAUCAGCCUCAGGACGUUGAAUGACCCCGAAGCCGCGGCCGCCGUCCCUUGUCCUCCGAGACUGAAGAGCUACCUGACCUACAGAGAGUAUGGUGACCUCUCCUCUACGUGAAACACAUUUGAUUUAUUCCUUUGUGAUUCAAACAUUAAUGAAAAAGCACUAGUCACUCUUUAUGAAAUAGCCAAUGGGAAUAUAUUUUCUCUCAAACUUUUGUAUUUUAUUUGUUAAGUUUUAUAUAUUAUGAGCUGGAGUGCCUUGUAGAGUGACUUUCUUUAUGUGUCACAAAAAAAAGAAUAUUUCCUUCCAGGCUUGAAUGAUUAAAAUGCCUAUUAUCUUUGUGUCGCUUGCUUGUUUUGCAUCGACAUAACACAUUAUAAAUCUAAUUUUUCUAUUAAUACUGGGCCAAUCAGCUGUGAAAUCCAUCCUUGUUUACCCCUGAACAGAUGCAGUAUAUUAUAUUUUUCUGUUUUGCCCUACUGCUCUCUUUCUAUUUGUGUCUGGUAUAGAUGUCUCGCAAAUGCACUGCACACCCACGCAGGUGUUUCCACUUCUUGCUAAUUAGACCGCUGCUCAGGGAGAACAUCAACCAAUCAGAAUGAUUUGAGCGUGAGCUGUCCCGCCCUAACAGGGAGAAAUCAACCAAUCAAGUGCAGUCCAGAGAGGAGGUCUAAUCAGGCAGGUUAAGUGAAAACACCUGUGUGGGUGGAUAACAUUAUUCUCACUUUGUGCUCAUAUUUUCGUAUACUCAAUAUGGGGUUUGAAAAUUAAAAACAAUAAUAGUACUGUGUCGGAUUUAUCAGAAUGUUAGUUAUUUUUGCAAUAAACAAUCAUAUUUUGAUAAAGAAAAUACAGUGUAA